AUCUCGGCCAAUUGCCUGCCUCUGCUGCCUUUGUGUUCUGUGAUCGGGUCAAUCAUGUCGAGCUUUUCAAGAGUACUCCUGCGCACUUCGCGCUCUGCGUUGCAGUACCAGCGUGGCGUCUCGCCAGUGCAAAAUGCGCUGGGUGCCCAGGGCACGAGCAGGUGGAUGAACGGGGUACGGAACUACGCCGCCUUCACACGAGACAAGCCGCACGUCAACAUCGGCACCAUUGGCCACGUCGACCACGGAAAGACAACUCUCACAGCAGCCAUCACCAAGCGACAAGCAGAGAAGGGCUACGCAAAGUAUCUCGAGUAUGGCUCCAUCGACAAGGCCCCCGAAGAGCGCAAGCGCGGUAUCACCAUCUCGACUGCCCAUAUCGAAUACCAAACUGAUAACCGCCACUACGCCCACGUCGACUGCCCCGGUCACGCCGAUUAUAUCAAGAACAUGAUUACCGGAGCCGCCAACAUGGAUGGUGCCAUCAUCGUCGUCGCUGCAUCAGACGGUCAAAUGCCCCAGACCCGUGAGCACCUGCUGCUUGCCCGUCAGGUCGGUGUCCAGAAGAUUGUCGUCUUCGUGAACAAAGUCGACGCUGUUGAUGACAAGGAGAUGUUGGAACUGGUCGAGAUGGAGAUGCGCGAAUUGCUUAGCAGCUACGGAUUCGAGGGUGAUGAGACACCCAUCAUCAUGGGCUCUGCUCUGUGCGCCAUCGAAGGCCGCCAACCAGAGAUUGGUGUGACCAAGGUUGACGAGCUGCUCGAGGCGGUCGAUUCAUGGAUCCCUACACCCCAACGUGAGACGGAUAAGCCCUUCCUCAUGGCCGUCGAGGAUGUCUUCUCCAUCGCUGGUCGUGGUACCGUCGUCUCUGGCCGUGUCGAGCGUGGUAUCCUCAAGCGUGACUCUGAAGUAGAGCUUGUCGGCAAGGGUACUGCGCCCAUCAAGACAAAAGUCACUGACAUUGAGACCUUCAAGAAGUCAUGUGAGGAGUCGCGUGCAGGUGACAACUCAGGUCUUCUCCUCCGCGGUGUCAAGCGCGAGGAUGUUCGCCGUGGUAUGGUCGUCUCGGUCCCUGGACAAGUCAAGGCACACAAGAAAUUCCUCGUCUCCAUGUACGUAUUGAGCAAGGAGGAAGGUGGACGCCACACUGGCUUUGGUGAAAACUACAGGCCGCAAAUGUUCAUCCGAACUGCCGACGAGUCGUGUGCGCUACACUUCCCGGAGGGUACAGAGGAUGCGCACGACAAGCUCGUAAUGCCCGGUGACAACGUUGAGAUGGUUUGCGAACUCCAUCAGCCACACGUCAUGGAGACUGGCCAGCGGUUCAACAUGCGUGAGGGUGGCAGGACAGUCGCCACUGGCCUGGUGACCCGUAUUUUGGAGUAGAGCAGAAUUCCCGCCAGCAAACACGACCUGGUAACAUGACAGCGGCAUAACCUGAUGUGCGAACUAGGCAAGGCUUUGUACAAUAUUGUUUUGGACAUACCCCCCACUCCCCGCUUCUCGUUUGAUCUUCCUCAUGUACUUUAGUAGCACGAACAAACCGGAUCUAGAUGUGAGGCGUUGAGUUCUAUGAUGAAGCCGGAACGAUAUAAUGGCAAUUACCAAGAGAUACUGUAUCAUCCA
This is a messenger RNA of Pyrenophora tritici-repentis Pt-1C-BFP, 1626 nucleotides long. RefSeq names its product TufB, GTPase. Gene Ontology annotation, molecular function: translation elongation factor activity; GTP binding; GTPase activity. Gene Ontology annotation, cellular component: mitochondrion. Gene Ontology annotation, biological process: mitochondrial translational elongation. NCBI's taxonomy places the organism in Eukaryota, Fungi, Ascomycota, Dothideomycetes, Pleosporales, Pleosporaceae. The record is from RefSeq and is a predicted model, not a curated record.